This is a messenger RNA of Magallana angulata, 1600 nucleotides long. RefSeq lists its product as uncharacterized. NCBI's taxonomy places the organism in Eukaryota, Metazoa, Mollusca, Bivalvia, Ostreida, Ostreidae. The transcript has 7 exons. The record is from RefSeq and is a predicted model, not a curated record. The coding region runs from base 228 to 1418 and encodes 396 amino acids.
UUAAUGUUGAAUUGUAAAUAAAAACAAAAAUAAAAUCAUUGACAAUUUAUUUUACACUGCAACGUCCUGUUUCACAUGAAACCCAUUAACAUGAUAUCGAGCUUUUGAAUGAAAAGUGUAUUUUUGUACUUUUUUCCGUCCGGGCUAAAUAGGAGUUUCCGAAUAGAUAAUAUUUAAGAACAUGCAAAGUCGUAUUAAAUUUAUUUGUUAUCAGCAAAAUAAUUUGAAUGACAUCAAUGGCAGACGUGAAGUCUUCUUCAUGGACAUGCGUCUCAGAGGGAGACAAGGUAGCGGUAUUUGAUGACGUUUCUCUGGUGCUCAUGACGCCAUCUCCAGAAGAAGUCCUGAAGAAUGGUGAAAGGGAAGAUGAUUCAGCAGACGGAGUAAUUUUCAGGGGUUGUAAUGAUCACAGGCAGAAUUUGACUUUCCGGAAUAGUAGUAGUUGGUUUCGCAUUGAAUCUGCCAAAAAUCCGAUGAACGGAGAAGAUGUAUAUCACGUGGUUAAAGACGUUUGUGGCAUGGCGAGCAAAGAAUUAAGAAUUAAUGAUAGACUGGUUUGUCUUAAUGACGAAAACACGAGGGUUAAAUCGUUACAAGAUGUGGAACUUAUGUGGGAGCUGCUAAAGAAGUCUCCAGCAAUCAAGAUGGGAAUUUGGAGAUGGAUGUAUAAUGAUACUGGCCCUCAGAUAUACGAAGUCAAGAUUGCAUUUUACAACAGUCAAAAUCCGGGAUCCAGCAAAGAGUUAUCUUCCUUAUAUCUAGUUAGAAAAUCUUCACGAAAAGUGAAAAACCUAAAAUGGAAAAGUUAUUUCAAACCAUUUUGUUUAAGAAUUGUCUGCAAAACUGGAACAUAUGUUUCGGCUAACGUUGAAGAUUUGAAUUUACGUGGAAAUACAGUUAAUCCACCAAAGAAUAGAUAUCGCUUUUUGUUACGAUUCUUUAAGUGCAUGGUCCAAAAUGAAGAUGGCAAUAUGAACAUGAGGAGUGGCUUUGUUGGAAAAUUUAAUAUAAAUGGCAAGUGCUACGACAUUUCUUCAGCUAUAUCAGAAUUAUCAUCGACUGUUAUGCUAAGGCCCCACGCGACUUUUAAUCUUUCAAAUCCGGAUGAGCGUUUUUUCCUGACGUACAAAUUAGAGAAAGAUGACGACGUGUUUGAAUCUUUACUCUAUGAGAAUAUGUUCAUGAAGUUUAACAUUGAGACCGAAACAAUUAUAAUGCACAAGCGCCAAGAGCGGAACCCGUUCUUCUUGUUUCAAAGAUUCGUGGAUCGUUGUCAGGUCUUACCAACGGUGGACAUACACGCUAUGCGUACAUUCUCAUUUGUACCAUUAGAUGAUGUUGAAGGCGAUGAUUCUAACGACGACAACCUCGAUGGCGACAGUGACGAUAAUGUUAAAGAUUCUUUCUAUGAUUCUUAAAAACAAUAUUUGAAUAAAACACACACUUAAUUUGGAUCAGACAGGGUCUCCCAAAUAAUCUUCUGAUGCGGAGCAUUUCUUUUGCAUUAUUUGCACUUUUGUCUAAAUCCCUUUUCUUUGUGUGAACUUUAUCAACACCUUACACAACUGUAAAAUAUUAAAAUGACGGCCCGUAAAUUUUU